AUGGCCCUGCCUCUUCCAGGCUCCCCUUCGUCGUCCUGGGCUAUCUUCAUUGAGCGGCUCAAGCAAAGCUUCAGCGGCGCUGACCCUCGAGUCUGUGUCGCUUUCUGGCUCUUUGGGUUGAUCAACAAUGUCCUCUACGUGAUAAUCCUCUCGGCUGCGCUUGACCUUGUCGGUCCCGAUAUCCCCAAAGGAGUUGUCCUGCUCGCCGAUGUGAUCCCGUCGUUCGGGGUCAAGCUGUGCGCCCCGUACUUCAUCCAUGUCGUUCCCUACUCGAUUCGAAUCCUGGUCUUCGUGGUGCUGUCCGUGGUUGGCAUGCUGUUGAUCGCCCUCACACCCGCUUACACAGAUGGCGGAACAAUCACUACCAAGUUGGCCGGUGUGGUUCUAGCGUCGCUGAGCAGUGGUGGAGGAGAAUUGAGCUUUCUGGGCCUGGUUCAUUACUACGGUCCUUUCAGUCUCGCAGCAUGGGGGAGUGGCACUGGGGGUGCUGGGUUGAUAGGAGCCGGAGCAUACGCACUCGCGACCACAACACUGGGCCUCAGCGUCGGCACAACAUUACUGGCUUCUGCCUGCCUCCCGGCCAUUAUGCUGGUCAGCUUCUUCCUUGUCCUUCCCAUGGAGCCUUUGCGAUCACAUUCCCACAGACAUCACGGCGACAAUGCACUCCUUCGGGAUGACGACAGCGUCGAUCAAGAGCAAAGAGAAGGACUACUUUCGUCUCCAGACGCGGUCAAGCCGCCCUUUCCCAUGAACUCCAGGAUGUCCACUUGGUCGUUGUUCAGAUACAACUUGACCCGAGCCAAAGGGCUGUUCUUCCCCUACAUGCUACCGUUGCUCAUGGUAUACGUGGCCGAAUAUACCAUUAACCAAGGCGUCGCCCCGACCCUUCUGUUUCCGCUAGAGAGGAGCCCUUUCAAACACUUCCGGGCCUUCUACCCGACCUACAAUGCGAUAUACCAAUUAGGGGUCUUCCUUUCCCGGUCCUCGACGCCGUUUCUCCGCGUUCACAAUUUAUAUCUGCCGUCGUUUUUGCAAGUGGUCAAUCUGGUGGUCUUGACGCUACAAGCACUCUUCGGCUUUAUUCCCAAUGUGUAUAUUGUCUUUGCAAUCAUCUUCUGGGAAGGUUUACUGGGCGGCCUCGUCUAUGUCAACACAUUUGCCGAGAUCAGUGAAACGGUACCUAAGGAGGACCGGGAAUUUUCCCUGUCGGCGACCACAGUGAGCGACUCGGGCGGAAUUUGCAUUGCCGGGUUUAUCGGCAUGGCGUUUGAAGUGUGGUUAUGUAACUGGCAGGUCCAACAUGGGAAAGACUAUUGUAAGAAGCUGUGA
Molecule: messenger RNA, 1329 nt
Organism: Fonsecaea multimorphosa CBS 102226
Lineage: Eukaryota; Fungi; Ascomycota; Eurotiomycetes; Chaetothyriales; Herpotrichiellaceae
Product: protein btn1
Exons: 2
Coding region: 1-1329 (442 amino acids)
Biological process (GO): regulation of intracellular pH
Cellular component (GO): vacuole; membrane
Source: RefSeq, a predicted model, not a curated record